CAGUCUUUUAUGAACCUUUGGCAUUGCCUAAAAUGAUUAUCUGCCUGCGGGAAAAACUUGCCUUUAUAGCCCUCUCUGAAACAUUACUCUCUGUAUUGGAGCUAAAGCUUCUGUAAAUACAUGUUUUGACCUUCAAGGAAAUACUGCUGUCUUACUGCAGAAGCCUGGCUAUUCCGAGUUGAAUGCUGUGACCACUCUUAAUCACUUGUUCUCUCUCCUAAUGUGCCAUUAUGCUGUUUAUUGCUGUGUGCAUGGCGCUGAGCCUCUCUGUAGCACUUCAGCGAGAGGCUUACUCAAAGAGUCACAGUGUUCAGGCUAUAAUGAGCGUUAAUGACGGAGCAGUGUGCAGAGGAGUGAAUGCCCCAUGUUGUGUUAGUGCCUGUCUGCCAUGCUGGCCUGUCUGCCAGGACCAGGUGACCUCUCCUUUCAGCUUCUUUCUUACACGCAGAUGAACACUGGACUUCAGAAAUGGGACACUACACAGAAAAUGAGAUCUGCACAGUAUCCUACCCCAGCAGAAUUGGAUGCUUAUGCUAAGAAGGUCGCCAACAAUCCACUGACUAUAAAAAUUUUUCCAAACAGUGUCAAGGUUCCCCAGAGGAAACACAUACGCCGUACUGUGAACGGACUUGAUACUUCGGGCCAGAGGUACAGUCCCUACCCGUCUCAGGCCACCACAAAAACAGGCCUCCUGGCGAUAGUCAAAUCUCCAGCAAAAGGAAUUAUCAAAGACUUUGACGGGACACGCACGCGUCUGCUGCCGGAAGCGAUGAUGAAUCCCCCUUCCACACCAUACGUUGCACCUAGCACUUUAACCCACCCCCAGGCGCUUGCUCGCCAGCAGGCUCUCCAGCAUGCACAGACUUUGCCGCACCCCCAGAGUAUACCGCAGCCACAGACUUUGCAGCACCCUCAGGGUAUACCACAGCCACAAAGCUUACCGCACCCUCAGGGGAUACCGCAGCCGCAGACGCUGCCGCACCCUCAGAAUAUGCAGCAGCCGCAGGGCUUGCAGCAUCCUCAGACCAUGGCACACCAGACUCUGCAGCACCCCCCAAAUCCUUUGCUGCAGCCAGGUUUACAUGGAAGCAGAAAGAUGCCGGAUGCAGAUGCGCCGCCGAAUGUGACCGUGUCUACCUCAACCAUUCCCCUCUCUAUGGCUGCCACCCUGCAGCAGAACCAGCCACCGGACCUGAGCAGCAUUGUGCACCAGAUUAACCAGUUCUGCCAGGCCAGAGCUGGCAUUAGCACUACCUCAGUAUGUGAGGGACAGAUUGCAAACCCCAGCCCUAUAAGUCGCAACCUGCUUAUCAAUGCAAGUACCAGGGUAUCUACUCACAAUGUCCCUACACCCAUGCCUUCCUGUGUAGUAAACCCUGUAGAUCAUGCUGCUGCUGCUAUUCCUCCUGCCUCUGUUAAUGUGCCCAUGGUGAAUAUUAACAGGGUGCCGCCCGCGUACCAGAACGAAAUCAAAUCGGUUGCGUGGAACCAGCACCAGCUUGCACAUCUGCAGCAAAUGUGUGGGGAUGCUGCUGGGCCUGCUGGACUCGCAGGGAAGCACCCUCAGAGAGAGAUCGCAGGGCAGAGUUUUCCUGGCAAAACUUCAAACUACCCUCAAGAACUGUGCAUGGGCCAGUCGUUCAGCUUGAAGCCCCCCAUCGAGAAGCCCACGCCUUCUCCACCUGUGAAUGGGUUGCAGGGACCCUUGCCAUAUACCAAUGGGCACUAUUUCCAGCCCAUCUGGAAUAACAUUCUGCCCACACCCAACAGUGACAGCUCUGGGUCCCAGGACCUCGCCAUGCCUUUCCAUGGGGGACAGCCAGCAGGAGCACCGCUAGAUUGUGCAGGAGGAACUCAUUACAGAGCUGGAGCUGGCCCAUCCAGCCAGAAUAAUGUGAUGCAGACCAUGGAUUACCUAAGCGGGGACUUCCAGCAGUCCUGCUUCAGAGAUCAGAGCAUGGCCGUGCUGGGAAAAGUCCAUCGGCCUCCCAUGAACCGAGCACCUGAACCAUCCGAUAGUCGAAAUCUUCAUAUUCAACACCCAGGGUAUAGAUAGGCUGCAGUCACUUUCACAGACAAAAAUUAUAGGUUUAGUCUUAAUUUUAAUUAAUAAGCAAGGCAUUUUUAACUUGCAAACUUGAGUGAUCAUUAUAGUAACCAUUGGAAGAAGACAUACUGUAUAUUUAAAAGCUUUGCUUACAUGUUAUCUAUCUCCUUUAUGCAUCAAAUAUUUAACAUGCCUUUUGUGUCAAAGAAUUUCAUUACACUACUUCACGCCACAGCUGUUUUCCUCGCCACAGAAUCCCCUUUGUGCAGCUUUUGCCUUCUGCUUAGUAGCUCCUUGCUGGACUGAUGUUGAGUUGCUGCAGGGUUUUGCAGUUGCAUCUGUUCCCUAGCUCCGUCAAGAGCGAGGUAGCGUAGCUGCUUAAAUUUCCAUCUCAAUUUCCUCUGAAGAUUAAGAGUAACAGAAUUUGUCAGGAAGCAGGGCUUAUUUUCAACUCGAAAGCCCAUUUCAUUAAUGCAUUAAACAUUGACCAUUUGCACUGUCUAGAGGCCUAUUUAAUUGAAAAAGAAGCCUACAUUUGAAAAGAGCUAGCUAGGGGUAUGUAUUUAGGCAUUAAUAUAGGAAGAAGCUUUCCAGCUGUUUCUUGCUGAGACGCCUGCAUUUAUUGUUUAGACUUUGUCCAAAGUCAAAAGUCUCUGGCAGAUUUUUCUGACACUUUUGUUUUGCGGACAGGGUAUGGAGGAGGGGGGAAUGGCGGUUUUAGGACAUAGGCAGCAUAGCUGCCAUAGGUGGCUGUCUUUUUUCUGCAUCUUAUUUCCCUUCCCCGCUCCCCUUUCGCCAGCGUAAGAGCUAAGUUUGUCUGAACCCCUUGCUGCUAGGAGUCUGGCCGUCCUGAUGUGAAAGGAAUCCAGACCCACUGACAACUCCAAAAAGGGUUCAGCCGCCUCUCCAGUAGCUAGAAUUAAUUUCGGGGCGAGGAGACGUAACUCGAGCUCGUCUCCGGUGCAGUGAGCGGGUGCACGGGACGUCGUGGCACGGUCCCACUGCGGCAGCAGUACUGCUGAGACGGGAGACGGUCGAUCUGAAGCAAAGCUCCCGCUUGUGAGCCGCUGUGGGACCGAUGGUCCUGUAUUCCUCUCGCAUCAAAACGCCACGGCAGAUUUAACGGAACAAUCCUCCUCUCUGGGAAUUAGCGAAGCUAUUUAUAACAUUCCUUUUUCCCAGGGUCUCGGUGCCUAACUCCUCCUGUUCCUUUCCCAUGUCACUUCCAGCAGCUAGUCGAGUCAGUGACCAUAGGACACUAACUACUGGGUAACCUCAGCAUCUUGUUCUCCUCAGUGUACCGAAACAUACCUUUCCUUUCUAACAGCCAAAUUUGUUGUAAGUAGAAAAUUUCUCAUCUCUGUUAAUGAGACUAAUACUUGAACAUAAUGAUCACAAUCAAGUUUGGAAAUUAAAAAAAUAAUAAUAAAAAAAUAAAUGCAUUGAUUCUUUAUAUGUACACUGGCUAAAAAUAUUGCUCUACACUGUAACUUUUAAGUGUAAUAUUUCUGUAUGAAUGUCGCCUGGUAGUGUGGGUUUGAGUAGCAUUGUGUAUGGGUGAACCCACUGGCCUCCGCCAUCCACUGGCCUCCCUCACAGCCCUUUGAAAAACAAAGCCUUAAGUAUUUGCUCCUUGAACUUUCCUUAACGAGCAUGGUUUAAAAUCUUAAGACAUCAUACAAAAUUUAAAAAAAAAAAAAAAUAACAAGUUUUGAAGUGACGUCAUAGUUGGCUAGAGAUUCUUAAAAGUUUUUCGUAAAUGGAAAAAUUAGAACACAUUUAUUUGUAUUUUUUUAAUUUAGACGUGUAGUCCUGGGCUGUAACAAAUAUUUAGGUUUCAAAGCUUAGCAGAGUACGUUUUCUGACUCCUUGCGUAAGUUAGUACACUUAUAUCAUGUCAUUAUUUAAAUUCUUUUAAGUGUACUAUAAACCGUUCUUUAGUGGUAACUCUUUAGCAAAGUUAAGCAAUUUGACUAAAGACGGAUUAAAUUAUGUGUUGGCUUGUGUUGCCUUAUAUUUAAAAAGGAAAAAUUGCCUGAUUGUGUUAUGCCAAAUGAUAGCAACAUGAAGUCCUAAUUUAUUGUUUAUAAUCGUAUUCCUGCAGUCUUUGUGAAAACUGGUAAAUAUACAUCUAUGAAAGAACUAAAAUCCUGAGGCUUUUCAUGCAAUAUUUUUCUGAAUACAUUAUAUUGGAAGCCAAGGUUCGAGUCUGAAGCUGCUUCCCUUACAGUCUCCCCGCCGUCUUCCCCGUCCUACUCCCCCAAAUCGAUCUAGGGCUGUGCUAUGACUUAACCUUUCCUGCCGAGUUAGUUACUGUAAGGUGUUCUGCUACCUGAAUACAUACCUUUUUACUAAAUAAAAUAUUGGCAUCUCCUCUGUUUGGUAGCCUGCUACAAAUCUCAACCCAGACUGUUAUUAAAAGCUAAUUUUUCCCUCCUGCUCUUCUCCUGAGAGAGAGACUGAGUCGAGUCCCGCGUUGGGGUGUUUGUGGAAGUGGUGUCGAUGCCUGGGAGGCGUUUGCGUUAGCGACGGCAGCACGCUGCGAGUUGUCGGGGAUUGUUCUGCACGGGCAGUCACAGGUAGAGCCAUGACCUCUGAGGCUUUGCCCCGGUACAGCAGGACCGGGAAGCAAAAACACUCCCGAGACUCACCCGGGUGGGACAUUGCUUGAAAAAUAGGAAUCAUUUGACUAUUAAAAUAUACUGAAAUAUUUCCUUUUGUUCUAGGAGUGAGAUUUUUCUUUAAACCAACCCUUUUCACUUCUGCAGCAGCCUGUUGCUGUCGGGCUCCUUCCCCACUACAUCUUCUGUAAGGAGAAACGCAAACACUAGCCUGCCUCAUUCCCAGCUGCGUAGGCGCCCGGCGUGGGGAUCCACAUGUGGCACUCUCACUCACCAAGGUGACAAAGGGAAGAGCAGACGAGGCGCAAGCCAGAGGCCGGUGCUCCGGUGCGUGGUAGGAGGUGUGCUCUCCUGGAACUGUUUUUCCCCACGCAGUUUUAUUUCUGUCCGGUGCAGAAAUAAGAGUAACCUAAAGGCCAGGGACACGCGUUUGCCCUGAGCUCUCCCCGGGACCCCAAAGCAGAUGGUUGCCUGCCUUUGGGGUUCACACUGCUGCUCCUGUCGCAGGGCUCGCCUUGCCUUUCUGUCUGUCUGUCCGUCUGUGGGUCAGUGCCUUCCUGAUCGCUGACUCCAGCGCGAGGCUUCAGUUCCCUUGAUGGAGCCUGGGUACUUGCAGGUGACAGUUCUGCUCCUUGAGGAAAGAGUAAGGUAUUUUCAGAUGUUUUCCUGAACUAUUUACGCUGCCUCAUCAGCACUGAAAUCUGUCCCCUUUACAGUACCACACUGAUUUAGCAGAAUAUCGUUAUUCUGAUGGUUCCUGGCAACUCCCUUGCCAGCUGGAGGUGGACAUGAGAUAGAUCCUAGGAGAGAGAAACAUGAAAAGUGAUGUAAACCCUUCCACGAGGAAGUUUCCAUCUCUGACGUGUCUUGUCAUUCCAGCAGAAGCUUUGAAGCUGUUAAAUCGCAAGCCCAGUUUGUUACAGCCCAAAGUUAACAUUUUAUAAAGACACUUUUGAAUUUUCUUUAAGCUUAUGAUAUGAAAGAUGUCUCAGUGGGACUUGGCCGCUCCCGUAGAAACCAAACAGAAAUGUUUGCUGGGGCUCACUGGGGAGAGAACUGGGAAUUGCUGCUGUAUUUCAUUAAACCACAGACUGAUGAUAAACACUGCUGCUUAUGUGCUACGGGUAUGAACUAGAAUUUUUUUUUUUUUUAAUUUUUUUUUUUUGUCCGCAGGAAAAAUAAAAAGCAAAAAAAAAGAGUGAAAGAGCGACCUGGUCCCUCUGCCCCUUCUGAUGGUUUUAUGCAGUGCGAGUGUGUAGCUUGUGUGGCCGUAGUCGGCAGCACGGGGAGCCACAGGCAGCAUGGGGUGGGUGCUUUUUCCAAACGGAAUUUGGGGAAGGAUCUCCUUGGACUUCUGAGGUAUGAAGGUGUCGGGCACAGCCUGGCUGCCCUUGUCCAAUAAGAGCACCCAGAAGGUCUGGGAAAACAAAAGAGAGACAAAAUCUCAGAGCCAGAAAGGUGCUGAAAUAAUUAUUAAAAAAAGGAGGAGUCGAGGAGGUGGUUUGAGUCCUGUCAAGGUGAACUUGGAGAGAUUUUUGACGACGUCUGUGAGGGUUAGGGCUGUCCUGCGCCCUAAAGGUCUGCUUUGCCUGGCCGGGACAGAAACAUCUUGGGGAGACGUAGGGCUGCUCCAAAAGCUGGUCCUGGAAGGUUCCCUAGAAAGUACUGACUGCCCUGCAAAUUGCUGACCUAAUAGUGCGUAAUAAACUCUGAGUUUUGCUUAUUAACAUAAUACUAAAUACAAAAUUUUAAAGGGGAUUCAUAAUAUUUGUAGACCCCCCUUCUGGAAGAUAGGAGCUGUGAGGGUGAUCACACAUCUAAUUUAAUCUGCGUGCUUUCAUCUCUAAGAACGACACAACUCAAAACCCAUCUCCUCUGCGCUCGCUGCAAACAUCUGAGUGUCAAAAUCCCUCCGAUGGCAAACUAAUACCUUUCAUACUGUUUCCAGUGUUCCCCAGAUACUUAGAAACAUAUUUGGUUCCCACAUGCUUUUCCAGGAAUUUGGGCUAAACCGGGCAGCUUAGCCCAGCUAAGCUUAGCUGGGAAGAGCUCUGUUUGCCCACAGGCACUGCCGCGUCCCGGUUCCAGCAUCCAGAAACGCCGUCCCGACAGCAGCCGCUCCGUCCAUCCGCCCUGGGGAGACGGAGCUUCAGGAUCCUCCUCUCCUUUGACUUGGCACCGCUGGAGCUCCUUCGUAUCUGGUUUCUUCAUCUGUCCCCCCCGCAACAGGAGGAAUCCCUUCUGCAAAGCUUCUUCAGGAGACUUUUACGUCAUCUUUGCAGCUAGUUAGACCUGUUUACUGGGGCGAAGAUCUGGUGCGAUAAUGAGCCAGCGGGGACUUCAGCGUAAGUAGCUGCUGCCACCGCCGAGGAGUUACCUGCAGCCACAGCUAACUCACGCUGAAGGCUUCUGGCAGCUGGCAGAGUAAGAUCCAACCUUUUAAAACUUCUUCAGGGCCAAAUAGGGGUUUCUUCCAAAAAUUUAAUUUCUGUGCUUGGACUUUUCCCCCUACACUGAGCUAACCGUACCCUGGUAGAGGGUGGGAGGAUGCGAACGUUGAAUUUGACCCAAAGUAGGCAACGUGCCAAGGUGUUCUCUGCUGAAAGCCAGCAGCACGUCGUCUCGUGAUGGAG
Aquila chrysaetos chrysaetos is the source of this 7301-nucleotide messenger RNA. RefSeq names its product family with sequence similarity 222 member B (gene FAM222B). NCBI's taxonomy places the organism in Eukaryota, Metazoa, Chordata, Aves, Accipitriformes, Accipitridae. The transcript has 3 exons. The record is from RefSeq and is a predicted model, not a curated record. The coding region runs from base 389 to 2056 and encodes 555 amino acids.